AUGGGUACGGGGUGCAUGUUGGGUUAGUCGUCAGUCGCGCGGCUUCCCAGGAGCCGGUAUGACGGUGCGGGUGUUGCUUCUGCUGACAUGUGUGGCGGCGGCGGGUGCAUUGAAGGCGCCUAAAAGCGGCUUCCUCUUCACGUCGCCCAAGCAACUAAAGGCGGGCACCAGCGAACGCGUCUGCGUCACGCUCUUCAACCUGCCCGGGCCGGGGCGGAACGUGACCCUCAGUCUCUCACUCUGGGCCGGGGCAUCCCCCUGGACUAGGCUGGUGGAGCUGAUACCAGACACGGUGGACGCUGAUGGCGAUCACUGUUUUGACCUGGACGUGCCGCGCUCGGUGACCAACUCCCGGGGCCAUCUGGACCUCAGCAUUGCCAACGCCGCCGGACUGCGCUUCUCAGACGAAUCCUGGGUGGGAAUCAAGCCAUUCACGCUGCUGACACUGAUUCAAACGGACAAGCCCAGGUACCGUCCAGGCGACAAAGUCCUGAUUCGCGUCAUAUCUCUGCGAUAUGAUCUCACUCCGCUUAUCGAAAACAUUCCGGAGGUGUGGGUGACCACCCCAGACGACAUUCGCGUUGCCCAGUGGAGUGACAUCAAGACCAGCGGAGGCCUGAUCCAGCUGGAGGUGCAGCUGACCGAGGAGCCGCCACUGGGCAGAUGGACCAUCCACGCGAGGACAAAACGCCGGUCCGAAACACACAGUUUCGACGUGGAAGAGUAUGUGCUGCCCACAUUCGAGGUCAAGGUCGAAAGCCCAACCUACCUGCUUAAGGGAGAGAAAACAAUCACCGUCAACGUCUGCGCCAAGUACACCUUCGGCCAGCCACUGAUCGGAGCCAGCGUGACGGUGAACGUCACGAAAGGGCGUGAUCACGUCAGUGACACUCUCACGACGGACAAGACGGGCUGCGCCUCCUCAGAUCUGAUUGUGGAUGAACUGCUCUCUGGCUAUAGGUUUAGCGUUGCUACCAUCAACGCCACUGUGGAGGAGUUUGCACGGGUCUCAGCCAAUCAGAGACGAGAUCACUGCGCAGAGGAUCCUUCAGAUCCGCUCAGCCUCCAUUCCAGACAACACGCAGCUGUUAAUCAGCCCGGCCUGCCCCUCCUAUACGGCCGGCUCCACAUCAAAGACCGGGAUGGUUCACCAUUCGCCGAAAAGGUCGUGGAGAUCUGCUUCAAGCACUCGGAGCUGCAGUGCAUGGCCGAGUUCGGCUACACGCCGCCUGAUCUGGGAGAACGGAGGAUCCGGAGCGGCUCUCGACGGCCGAAACAGUGCCGCUUCUUCACCGCCGACCGCCAGGGACGCGUCGUCUACUUUCAUCCCGCUCAAGCCACCGAUCGUGGACAGUGUCGACGUCAGGGAUAUGUCACGCUGACCCCAGGAUAUGGUGGCGGAGGCCUGUUCCGGAGUCUCGUGACCUUUUUCUCCCCUCCAACUCCUACCUCACCAUUGACGUCCACCUGCUGCCCGACGAGCUGCCAUGCCGAGGGCAACAUCACCGUCCAGCUGCUGACGUCACUGGAGAAGGACGUGCCGCCAAUGGUUUGUACCAGGUGA
This is a messenger RNA of Pollicipes pollicipes, 1564 nucleotides long. RefSeq names its product ovostatin. The coding region runs from base 59 to 1564 and encodes 501 amino acids. NCBI's taxonomy places the organism in Eukaryota, Metazoa, Arthropoda, Thecostraca, Pollicipedomorpha, Pollicipedidae. The record is from RefSeq and is a predicted model, not a curated record. Gene Ontology annotation, molecular function: endopeptidase inhibitor activity. The transcript has 14 exons.